This is a messenger RNA of Paramecium octaurelia, 1222 nucleotides long. The record is from the annotation of a GenBank genome assembly. NCBI's taxonomy places the organism in Eukaryota, Ciliophora, Oligohymenophorea, Peniculida, Parameciidae.
AUGAUUUUAUCACAAAACAAUUAUGAUGGAUACAAGGAAUUUGAUAUGAAUAGAAAGUUGAGAGAAGAGGAGAAGCAGGUGAGACUGAUGAAAUAGGAGAUUAUGAAAUAGCAACUGAUUGAGUAGACACAAUUGUAAGAACAAAGAAAAAAGGAGUUACAGCUGUAAAAAUAAAGGGAAGAUGAGGAAUAAAUUCAAUUGAUACUUAAAAAGCAAGGAGAAGAAAAGUUUUAAUAAAUAUAGAAUAGAGAAACUAUGAAAUAAAAUUUGCAGUAACAGAACCAUCUCAUUUUGAAUCAUCAGAAAAUAAUAAUCGAUGAGAAGGUAAAAUAUUAUUGUAUUUUAUUAGAAACAAGAAACACUAAAAAUAGAGAAUGAUAUAAUAAAUAAUGCAAUAAAUGGAUUGUCAUUGGAAGAACAAAUGAGAAGAUAGAAGAGAGAGAUGUAAAAAUAAAUUGUUGAAUAAUAAAUGAAAGAAUUGCAAUAAAGAAAAGAAAAAGAGAAGAAAGACAAAGAAUUCGAAUAAUUAAUUUAUAAGGAGCAAACCUAAAAUGAAUCGCUACGAAUUUAAAAAUAGGAAGAUUCAUAUAGAAAUGUAACUUAAUUCCUUAACAUAAAUAGUAUUAUCAGAAAGUGUCAGAAAGAUAAAAUGCCUUAUAAGAUAUCUAUAGAUAAAAGGUUGAUAAUCCGAAGUUGUACCUUGAUUAGAUGAUCAAUAAGCAAGUGAAAGAAAGAUAAGAUAAAGAGGAGACUGAAUACUUAACUAGAAGAUCACUAUAACAAAAAUAGAAAGAAAUGUAUUAAAAUGGAUUGGCCAAUCAGAUAUAAGAGUAAAAUGAAAAGAGGAAACACGAAGAUAAUGCAAAAGAACAAAGAAAAUAAGAAAUAUUGCAAGCUUCUCUAUUAUUUGAAGAAUAAUAAAGAUUAGAUCGAUUAAGAAAGAGGGAAAUUCAAUAGCAAUACCAUACACAGUUAUCAUCAUUGGUACUCGAUUAAUAUCAUUAUUUCUAGAGCCAAUCCUAAAGUCAAAGCAGUGGAAACUUAAACACUGAAGUUUCAUAGUCGAAUAUCUACAAUCCAUUAACCAAUCCUAAUCCCAGUCAAAUUUAAAAUCCUUACAUUCUUCGAUAAAUAUAACACAACAAUGGUAAUCUCCAACAAUCCCAGUCGAUGAGUUAAUCAAAAUUAGCUUCUUUUGGAAAAAGCAGCUUAAUAAAUUGAA